CGACAGGUGACCCAAGCCCCCAGCAGGAAUGAGGCUCCCUCUGCACCACCCUGCGCUCCUGGCUGUCCUGUUCUCACUGCAGGCUGCAGCAUCUGUCAUAGGUGGGACCACCAGAGCUGCCGCCAUCUCUGAUGCUGUGAGCCAGGCCAAGGACCAAGUCAACAAAGCCUUCCUGGACUCCCGAAUCAGGCUGAGGGCCACCAUGAGCUCCGGGACGCCCACCACACCACGGCUCUCAGAGUACCUCAAGCAUGCCAAGGGCAGAACACGCACCGCCAUCCGCAGUGGGCAGGUGUGGGAGGAGUCCUUCAAGAGACUGAGACGGGCCACACCCUCAACCAACAUCACAGGCCCAGCCCUGGCUUCACUCUCCUGGGAGGUGGGCUGUGAGGGCCCUGCGCCUGUCCUGAAAUGCGACUUUGACAGCCCUUACCGCACCAUCACCGGGCACUGUAACAACAGGAGGGAGCCCGCCCUGGGUGCUGCCAACAGGGCGCUGGCACGCUGGCUGCCGGCCGAGUACGAGGACGGGCUCUCCUUGCCCUUCGGCUGGACUCCGGGGAUGACGCGCAACGGCUUCCCUCUGCCGCUGGCCCGCGAGGUAUCCAAUGAGAUCGCAGGCUAUCUGAAUGAGGAAGGUGCUCUGGACCCAGACAGGUCCCUGCUCUUCAUGCAGUGGGGUCAAAUUGUGGACCACGACCUGGACUUUGCCCCCGACACCGAGCUGGGCAGCAGCGAGCACUCCAAGGCCCAGUGUGAGGAGUACUGUGUCCAGAGUGGCAACUGCUUCCCCAUCACGUUCCCACCCAAUGACUCCAAGCUGAAGACUCAAGGAAAAUGCAUGCCUUUCUUCCGGGCCGGGUUCGUCUGCCCCACUCCACCCUUCCAGUCCCUGGCCAGAGAGCAGAUCAACGCUCUGACCUCCUUCCUGGAUGCCAGCCUUGUGUAUGGUUCCGAACCUGACCUGGCUAGUCGCCUGCGCAACCUCAGCAGCCCCCUGGGCCUGCUGGCCGUCAACCAGGAGGUCACUGACCUCGGGCUGCCCUACUUGCCCUUCGACAGCAAGAAGCCAAGCCCCUGCGAGUUCAUCAACAGCACGGCCCGUGUGCCCUGCUUUGUGGCAGGAGACUCUCGGGCCUCAGAGCAGACCCUGCUGGCCACUUCCCAGACUCUGUUUCUCCGUGAGCACAACCGGCUGGCAGGAGAACUGAGGGCACUCAACCCUCAUUGGGAUGGAGAGAAGCUCUACCAGGAGGCCCGUAAAAUCCUGGGUGCCUUCAUUCAGAUCAUCACCUUUAGGGACUACCUGCCCACCGUGCUAGGAGCCGAGAUGCAGACAUGGAUUCCCCCAUAUCGAGGCUACAAUACAUCGGUGGAUCCCCGAAUUUCCAAUGUCUUUACCUUUGCCUUCCGCUUUGGCCACUUGGAGGUCCCUUCUACCGUGUCCCGCUUGGAUGAGAACUACCAGCCAUGGGGUUCAGAGCCAGAACUCCCCCUGCACACCCUCUUCUUCAACACCUGGAGGAUAGUCCAAGAUGGGGGGCUGGAUCCUUUUGUGCGGGGUCUGCUGGCCAGCAAGGCCAAGUUGAUGGAUCAGAAUAAAAUGAUGACAGGAGAGCUGCGCAACAAGCUUUUUCAGCCAACACACAGGAUCCACGGCUUCGAUCUGGCUGCCAUCAACAUCCAGCGGGGCCGGGACCACGGGCAGCCUGGGUACAACUCAUGGCGAGGCUUUUGUGGCCUCUCACAGCCCCGGACCCUGGAGGAGCUGACUGCUGUACUCAAGAACCCAGAACUGGCUAAGAAGUUACUGGAUCUCUACGGGACCCCAGACAACAUUGACAUCUGGGUGGGAGCCAUUGCUGAGCCCCUGGUGGAAAGGGGGAGGGGCGGGCCUCUCUUGGCCUGCCUCCUGGGCAAGCAGUUCCAGCAAAUCCGCGACGGAGACAGGUUCUGGUGGGAAAACCCUGGGGUCUUCACAGAGAAGCAGCGGGAUGCCCUACGGAAAGUGUCCUUCUCACGUCUCGUCUGUGACAACACCCACAUCACUAAGGUCCCCCUGCAUCCAUUCCAAGCCAACAGCUACCCUCAAGGCUUUGUGAAUUGUUCAGCCAUUGAUAAGCUGGACCUCACACCCUGGGCCUCCAGGGAGGAGUAGGGCCUGGGACCCAUAGUUGCCCAUACUGCUCAGUAAAGCUCCCCCUGGUCCAUGACACCUCCCAUUCCUCAACGCUCCCCAGGGACACUCCAGUCCCAGCCCUGGUUGUCAGCCAGGCUUCUGUGCACUCACCAGCCAGGAGCUGGCCCUAGCCCAGGGGACAGACCCCUGCAGCUCUACCACCCGACCCUUCCACCUCUACGGAAACCCUGUUUUCUAUCAAGCUUAGUGCCUGUGAGACACCCUUCUGGUCUGGGCUGUCAGCUCCCUGAGCCGACAAGGUGAUCAGUGCACUAAGUAAACAGCUGAGGAUGGA
This is a messenger RNA of Ochotona curzoniae (black-lipped pika), 2474 nucleotides long. RefSeq names its product lactoperoxidase (gene LPO). Gene Ontology annotation, molecular function: heme binding; thiocyanate peroxidase activity. Gene Ontology annotation, biological process: response to oxidative stress. The coding region runs from base 29 to 2158 and encodes 709 amino acids. NCBI's taxonomy places the organism in Eukaryota, Metazoa, Chordata, Mammalia, Lagomorpha, Ochotonidae. The record is from RefSeq and is a predicted model, not a curated record. The transcript has 13 exons.